CACGCGAGUUUUGAAGCUUUGCGGCCAUUGGUCGAGAAUAAGACUUCCGUAAAACGUCAAAGAGCACUCGACCUAUCGCCGUUAAGCAGGAAACGUGCUCUGCGGAUUGCUGAAGAUUCGUGGCGCUUCCCGAGUUGUGUGCGGAAAAUCCUGACUAUCUUACAUAAUGGAGGACGACAUGGCGAUUGUUUCGCCUCGGAGAAGGAAAAGGACGGGCAGCGACGUAGCACCGGAUCACGCCGGUAUAAAGUUAGAGAAAAACGACAUAAACAGUUCCGAGGCCUGCUUGGAUGAGCCCGCGACCCGCGUGCACGAAGUCGUGCGCUACGAAUCUUCCUCCUUGACAGCCAAACAUUACGAUCCCGCUACCGGCCAACCGGUCAGCUCUGGCUUACGUUCCUUGGAGGAGCUGCGGUCGUGGCAGCGAAGCGAAGCCAACCCAUUUGAUGUGGCCUCUGUACCCCCGGUUGAUCGGCAACCUCCUCUGGCGACCUGUGACCGCAGGACCCUUGUGUGCCAUGACAUGAUGGGCGGUUACCUAGAGGACAGGUUCAUUCAGGGCACGGAGGUCGAGAUGCCUUACGUUUUCUAUCAUUGGGAAUACAUCGACAUCUUCAACUACUUCAGCCACAACAUGGUUACCAUCCCCCCCGCAGCCUGGACCAACGCGGCGCACAAACAUGGCGUGGUUGUCCUUGGCACCUUCAUCACCGAGUGGAAGGACGGUGCUGAGACGUGCGAGGCGUUCUUGGCGGACGAGGAGUCUUACCGCUUGGUUGCCGACAAACUGGUCCAGAUCGCCUGUUACCAUGGCUUUGAUGGCUGGCUUGUCAACAUCGAGAACAAACUGAGCGAGACCGCCGUGAAGAACACGCCUCUUUUCUUGCGUUACCUCUCGGACCAGACGCACGAACGGAUCCCGGGCAGCCUGAUCUUGUGGUACGACAGCGUGCUGGAAGACGGGAAGUUGCAGUGGCAGAAUGAACUUAACGACAGCAACAGAGUGUUCUUUGAUGCCUGCGAUGGGUUUUUCACAAACUACAACUGGAAGGAAGAGAACCUGGAGUGGAUGAAGACCUACUCUGCGGCGAGGGGCCGUCUGGCCAACGUCUACGUGGGGGUGGAUGUCUUCGCGCGGAGCGAAGUAGUUGGGGGAGAGUUUGAGACCAACAAGUCCUUGGAGCUGAUCCGCAAGCACGGUCUGUCAGUGGCCAUCUUUGCUCCGGGUUGGGUGUAUGAGUGCCACGACAAAAGGGAUUUCCGCAACAACCAGGACAAGUUCUGGGCACUGAUUGCUGACUUUCUUUAUAUCCACCGGCCAUCCUGCUCACUGCCUUUCAUCUCGUCCUUCUGCCAAGGCUUUGGGAAUUGCUUUUAUUGGAAAGGCAAGGUGGAGGAAGCAAGGAGCUGGAUGAACCUGAGCACUCAGGAAGUCCAGCCACUCUACUUGUCCGAAACUUUGGAAGGAGGUGGUUGGGUUAAGACCCGAGGCUGCCCCCAGGACGCUUGGAAUGGAGGAUGCUCUCUGGUGGUUCACAGCCUGAUCCCUGUCACCCUGUCCAGGAUGUGUGCCAGGGUCUUCUCGGUCCACAUACCGCUGACCCCUAAGACAUUCCUCUCCUUCAUGUACAAGUCCUCGGAGGGAGUGGCCGUUUCCUUGCAGUUGCAUGUAAUGGAUACGGAGUCGUGCUCCAUCGGCAACGUCGACACUGUACAACCCUCAAGCCUUCUGCCGCAGCCUCUCCACGAGGACCACCAGCUGGUACAGCAGUUCACCCAGAAUUGCUCCCUGCAGGUUCUGAAUGGAUGGAACGUGAGGUGCUUCCUGCUGGAGCUCGGAGGCUGUGCCCUUCGAGACAUCUGCAUCAGCUUGUCCCCGCUGGUCCGGGAUCGUAAAGUUCCUUUCGAGUGCCGAAUCGGGGAAAUUAUGGUGCUGGAUGCUGAAAAGCUGCCAGGAGUUCCCGCAGCCGUAGAGAACGUGUGCUUGGACAAUGUGGCGUGGGAGCGGAAGGCUGGCGCUGGGCCUGAUGUCGCACGGGAGCUCUGUCUCAGUGCCACGUUGCGCUGGCGCUACCCGCACGGCCAGGCCCGCCACUUUCUGGUCCACCGGCACCGGCCGGACAUUCCGGACCGCACUCCCAUCCUUGUCGGCCGGUCCCACACCACCUUGUUCCGCGUGUGCGGUCUGACCGUGCCCGAGCCGCCUGGUGCCUUGGAGCUGCUGGUGGAGCCCGUGGGGAAGGAGGGCACGGUUGCGCCGCAGUCAGCCUGGGGCCGACUGGUCCUGAGCUACGCGAUGGAAGGGGCGACCUCGCGGGAAGGCGCCGACGAAUCCCUGCUUCCCGCCGUGGUCGAUUCACAGUGACAAAAGGCCUCCUUUUAGUCAGGUUAUUGCAACGUAAACGACCUUUACUUUUCUAACAACACUGAAUUGUUGAAAUCGUACCGCCCGUGUUAUAAACGCAGUCUUGAUGAGUUGCGACCGGUUUUUGCUCCUAUCGCUGCAGUACGACAGGCCGCCGCAAGGUGGCAUGUUUGUCCGCUCGCGCCCGAUCUGCUUCUGCCCCUGCGGGACUCACUCACUCGUGACUAAGUUAGAGGGGGUGGUACGCAAAGCUAUUGGAUUUUCUCUUUCCCCGGGUCCCUCCGGUUGUGUUUCACAAAUGGGAUUCCUCACAAGGCCGCGCUUCUCUCGCUCCCAGGGUUCUCUCCUGUAGUUCACCUGAAGCGCGCGACACAACUAAUUUUUCUCAUUUAGCUGCCCCCCCAUUGUCAGUGUGCUCAUAAAAUCAUGCGGUCAGCUCAUGUUGAAUACAAAGUGGCCGCAGAAACAAGGUUUUGACACGUUACGACACAUGCAGUGAAACACGUCACGGUCGAGGCGUCGCGCCCCUGUUGCUUUCGCAGUAUUUGAGUGGGACCCUGGUUUACACUGGAAACGCUGAUUCUUUGAGCAAUUAUCUCAAUACAAUAAAGCAGUGAAAGUCAUCGCAUCCCGACGUGUGCAGUCUCAUCUUCAACUCCCUACCUUAAGUAUUAUAAGUCUGCGCAUGUGUCCACCAGUUAGAAUUAAAAACAAAGGUGAUGCUUUAUUUUUUUCAACACUAAAAGCCUUACAUUGAUAACUUUUUGUUAUUGAAAUUAAAAACUCAUUGUCACAAACAGUAUAUAGUGCUUCCGACAUAAGUGAAGUUUGUUUGGAGGAGGUAGUGCAAUACCACGGCCAGCUCAGAAAGGAAUGCUUGUGCAAUUAUUAGAGGUGUUAUUAGAGCUGUUACUGCGCAAUCAAAACGUUCCAUUCACUAAUUUGUGCAGUAUUAAUGUGCAAAAUAUAAUGGACCGUAUCCUCAAGGCUUGAACAUGAUCCGCUAUUACUUACAAACACGCAGUGUUGCACCAAUAGCCUAGUGUCAAUAUACAGUACAUAUCGCCUAUACUGUAUGUUUCCUCGUGUGGCGCUCAGAUCUCACCAGAAAACGUUGAGACAAAGCAAAUAAAUAAAGAAAACCCCAGAGUGUCACUCGCAUACCGAUAUACCAGUCUUCCAUAAAUACUGCGAAUAUGAAAGCUCAGCAGCGCCUUGUUUAGCCAUGCUAAUGUGGAAUCGAUUCAGCGCGCGGCAGUCCACCCC
Messenger RNA from Scleropages formosus (Asian bonytongue), 3631 nucleotides. It is a transcript of the gene engase, whose product is annotated as endo-beta-N-acetylglucosaminidase. The transcript has 14 exons. The record is from RefSeq and is a predicted model, not a curated record. Gene Ontology annotation, biological process: protein deglycosylation. Gene Ontology annotation, molecular function: mannosyl-glycoprotein endo-beta-N-acetylglucosaminidase activity. Gene Ontology annotation, cellular component: cytoplasm. The coding region runs from base 167 to 2365 and encodes 732 amino acids. Lineage: Eukaryota; Metazoa; Chordata; Actinopteri; Osteoglossiformes; Osteoglossidae.